Messenger RNA from Neoarius graeffei (lesser salmon catfish), 900 nucleotides. Its product is annotated as calcium-binding protein 2-like. The transcript is spliced from 7 exons. Bases 1 to 885 code for a protein of 294 amino acids. Lineage: Eukaryota; Metazoa; Chordata; Actinopteri; Siluriformes; Ariidae. Gene Ontology annotation, molecular function: calcium ion binding. The record is from RefSeq and is a predicted model, not a curated record.
AUGAGCUCGUCGUUUCCAAAGAGCGAAUCUACAACAUCUCUGAUCGGAUCCUCCGCUCACGGUCAACAUCAGCAUCCGCAGCAUCACCGGCGCACCGGAAACACGGAGGCUGCGGAAGGCGCGCGCGGAGGCUCACGGAACGGAUGCGCGAGACGCAGUCAGAGGAGCCAGCACGAGGAGGCGCCGGCGAGAGGCAAGCGGCCGUCUCAUCAUCAUCAUCAUCAUCAUCAACCCCCUCAGAGUGAGAAAAGCCCGAGGCGCUCGGACGAAACCAGUUGCUUUUUUGAACCGAAGGAGAAACCGCGAAGGGGUUCGAACCAAAGCGUAAACGCGAACCCCGCGUGCGCGACGGGAAAACCCGGCAGCGCGCGCGCCAAGGCACCGGACGAAGAGUUGCGUCCGAUCAUAAAGUCAGUCUUCGGGCAGGACAGAGAGCUGAGACCUGAAGAACUGGAUGAGCUCAGAGAAGCGUUUAAAGAGUUUGAUAAGGACAGAGAUGGCCUCCUUAACUGUAAGGAUCUGGGGGUGUGCAUGAGGACAAUGGGUUACAUGCCUACAGAAAUGGAGCUGAUUGAACUCAGUCAACAGGUCAACAUGAACAUGGGGGGUCACGUGAACUUUGAUGAAUUUGUGGAGUUGAUGGGACCAAAACUGUUAGCAGAAACGGCUGAUAUGAUUGGAAUGAAGGAGCUCAGAGAUGCUUUUAAAGAGUUUGACGCUAAUGGAGACGGUCAAAUCAGCACAUCUGAACUACGAGAGGCCAUGAAGAAACUGCUGGGUCAACAGGUUCGACGCAAAGAGCUGGAGGACAUCGUGAAGGACAUCGAUCUCAACGGUGAUGGACAUGUUGACUUUGAAGAGUUUGUGCGAAUGAUGUCACGCUGACAUGGAGGAACGACA